AUGACACGCGUGGCCAAACGAGCUCCCAAGAAGCCUGCUGGAGACGGGCCGCCUGUGCCGGGCAAGCCGCCCGUUUACGACAAGGACAAGAGGAACCGGCGGUUCUGGCUGGUCAAGAGCGAGCCAAUGCCUCGCGUGGACGCCAAGACGGGCAAGACGGUCAAGUUCUCGAUCUACGAUUUGGCACAGGUCCCGGCUGAGCCGUGGGACGGCGUGCGCAACUACGAGGCGCGAAAUUACCUGAUCCAGAUGGCCAAGGACGACGUGUGUUUGUUCUAUCAUUCCAACUGCAAAAACCCGGGCAUCGUGGGGCUGUGCACUGUGGCCAGCACCGCCAAGCCAGACCGGUCGCAGUUUGACCCGCAGUCGCCCAACUACGACCCCAAGGCCGGCCCGGACCAGCCUCGCUGGUGGUGUCCCGAAAUGGCGUUCCUGUGCCUGCUGAACCGCAAGCUGAGCCUUGCGGAGCUGCGCGAGUCCAAGGGCGUCGAGGACCUGUACCUGCUCAAACGGGGCCGGCUCAGUGUCACGCCCGUGAGCGAAAAGCAGUUCUGGCGGCUCAUGCAGCUGCAGGAGGGCCCCCAGGGCACCGACGCAGAAAUGGACUGCCCCACACAAGGACUACCCAGAUACUCCAAGAACCUGUUAGCAUAG
Messenger RNA from Ogataea philodendri, 654 nucleotides. RefSeq lists its product as uncharacterized. The record is from RefSeq and is a predicted model, not a curated record. Lineage: Eukaryota; Fungi; Ascomycota; Pichiomycetes; Pichiales; Pichiaceae. The coding region runs from base 1 to 654 and encodes 217 amino acids. The transcript has a single exon.